Messenger RNA from Aspergillus calidoustus, 732 nucleotides. NCBI's taxonomy places the organism in Eukaryota, Fungi, Ascomycota, Eurotiomycetes, Eurotiales, Aspergillaceae. The record is from the annotation of a GenBank genome assembly.
AUGGCGUCGACUGUUGCUAAAAUCCACCCAUUGCAACGACUGCCCAGUCCCUCCAGGGGCGUCUCGGCAUUGGUCCAUGCGUCCGGGCUAGCGAGUUUUAUCUGGUCGUUCAAAUACAUGCAUGACAACCCUAACCAUGCCAACGAAGCAUACGGAUGGCACUUCCAGUACCUGACCGUCAUCGGUCUCUCCCUGGCAACUCUCACCUUCACCGUGGGCCUACUAGCAGAUAUCACACUAUCUCCGCGGCUUUUCCUGGUUAAGAAUCUACUAUCCAUCUGUAGCGCCCCUAUGGAGGUUCUCAUUAGCAUUCUAUACUGGGGUCUCCGUCUUGUCGAUGAGCGGCUCGUUGUCCCCGAUUGGGCUGUUAUUCCCAUGAGUGCUGAUAUAAGCUUCCACGCCAUUCCCUCAAUCGUCUUCCUAAUCGAUCUGCUCUUCCUCUCUCCACCAUGGACAAUCACAAUCGGACCGGCUCUUGGCCUCUCCAGCGCAAUCGCCAUCAGCUACUGGUUCUGGGUUGAGCGGUGUUUCCAGAUUAACGGAUGGUACCCCUACCCAAUCUUCGAGCAACUUCCCCUCGAGGGCCGCAUCGGACUCUUUGGCCUAAGCGCUGUGGUUAUGGCUCUCAGCACGGCGACGCUGAAGUGGCUCCAUGGUCGUGUUAAUGGUUUCGGAACAUCGGUUAAGGCGCAGGCUAGGCCCGGUGCUGUUAAGAUGAAUGGAGGUCUUUAG